AUGGCGUCCCCACCUAUUAUUUCUAGUACGGCUGGUCGAGAUUCACCAAACCCAAGCUUUAACGAACCAUUUCAAUUCGAUGAACAUAAAUUUUCAACAUAUGCAUCUAAUCCAGAAAAACAAGAAUUAUAUGUUUUCAAUUGGUUAUCGAAUUUAGAAAGGGAGUUAAAAAAGACCGACAAA
Molecule: messenger RNA, 183 nt
Organism: Acaulospora morrowiae
Lineage: Eukaryota; Fungi; Glomeromycota; Glomeromycetes; Diversisporales; Acaulosporaceae
Source: the annotation of a GenBank genome assembly